AAGUUGACAAUGGAGCAGAAAUGCGAGAUCGCAAAUGCGGAACAGGAGCGACUCGCGCAAGAGAUUGGGGAUAAUCGCAAAGCAUCGGAGAAAUUAGCUGACACACUGCGAGCAGUCCUGGAAGAAACUGACAUUCGCAUUGCAGAGCUCAAGAAAGAUGCCUAUGAAUUCAAGAGGGAUAUUGUCGUGGGCGCAGAAAAUAUGCGCACAGGCAAGACCAUGGCGGAAAAGAUGACGCGAUAUAUGGAGGAGAAGCUGCGACAACGGGAUAGUAUGAUCGAGAAAUUGCGACUGAAAAACUCAACAAUUAAGGCACAGCUGCAGAAGGUCGAGGCGCAGCUCAAGCAAAAGGAAGAGAUGGGUGAUGUCCUUCAUUACAUAGAUUUUCACCAGCUUCAAAUAGAAAACAAACAGUACCAGGCACAGAUCGAAGAGCGUAAUGAGGAGCUGCUCCGGUUAAAGAUGACAACUGGGAAGACUGUGCAGACUCUCAACACCCUCAAACAGAAACUCAAUGCAAUACUGAGCGAGUCAAGCUGGCUUCACAGGGAGAUCGCUGCGCGUAAAGAGCAGCUCCGCAAGGUCCGGGAAGAUACGACGAUUGUCAAUGCGGAGAUCGCUGCCGAGCGCCGUGGCAGGAAACGACUUGGUCAGCAGCAGGCAGAAACUACAGAUAUGCCCUCUACCCUUGAUUACGUCGAGCAGAAGGCGCGAAUGUACGACCUUCAAUCCAUGCUUCGGAACUGGGAGCGCAAGGUCGAGAUAAUGGAGAUGGCCGCCAAGCGAGCAAGGACCAUCGCCCACAGAGCCAAAGGCGCAUCGCAGCUAUAG
Molecule: messenger RNA, 831 nt
Organism: Aureococcus anophagefferens
Lineage: Eukaryota; Pelagophyceae; Pelagomonadales; Pelagomonadaceae
Exons: 1
Biological process (GO): cilium assembly
Cellular component (GO): axoneme; ciliary basal body
Source: RefSeq, a predicted model, not a curated record